Messenger RNA from Rotaria socialis, 1146 nucleotides. Lineage: Eukaryota; Metazoa; Rotifera; Eurotatoria; Philodinida; Philodinidae. The record is from the annotation of a GenBank genome assembly.
AUGUCUCACUGUCAAUUUUUUGUUAUUUUCUUUCUUCUAUUCGUAUUAAUGAAUAUCGAUUGUACUACAUCGUUGAUCGAAAAUAAAUCACAACAUAUUUCUUUAAAGGUGCCUCAUUUGAGUGUUAAAACUCAUAGUAAUCGUCCGAGUCUUAAACCAUUGAGAAAUGUUACGAGAAGAAAGAUGAAAUCAAAAUUAGUUACCAAGAACAAAUUUUAUAAUCCAUGCAAUGAGGUACAUACAAAAACUAAUGGAACUACUUGUGGUCUUAGAGAAAUAAUGAUUGGUCGCUGUUCGCACUACCAAUAUAUUAAGAAUGGAUUUGUGCAACCCAAUGGAUCUCGUGCGAAAAAUUGCACGGAACUCUAUGAAGCCUUCGAAUCAGCUGUUCGAUAUAAAUCAUAUUGUAAUAUGAAUAUGAGUACAUACGGGCGGUACUUUGAACUAGCGCUCGGCGAUCUACAUGUCAUCAAUCGAGCAAUGUUCUGGAGUGGUACUUAUGCUAUUGCUCAUACUUAUGGUUCUAAUGGUCGUAAUUAUGUUACACUGGAAGAUACACUUGCAGCAGCUAUGGUUAAUGGUCUUACAUGGUGUGGAAAAGAAAAUGAUACAGAAGGUUUCGAUUUUGUUAGCUGUCCAUAUAGAUGCAAAGAUAAUCAAUGGGCUGAUUAUGCUUUUUGGGGAUUAGCGUCGAAAACAUUUGCCCAAUUAGCAGCUGGAGAAGUAUAUGUCGUUUUAAAUGGCAGUCAAGCAAAUGGAAAAUCUGCCUUUCGUAACGAUUCAUAUUUUCGUUCUUUUGAACUUCCCAAUUUACGACAAAAUGGUACAUAUCGUGUUACAAAAGUGAACAUUCUGGUUUUACAUUCACCUGAUGCAGAAGUUGUAGAAAGAUGCGGUCAAAAGAGCCUGCUGGAGUUAGAAAGACUGGUUCAAAACAAAGGCUUUGAUUAUGCAUGUGAAGAUGAUCCAGAAGAAUUAAUUUUAAUUAUGUGUAGUGAACACUGGCAUGCACGUGAAUGUCAAGUGGCUCGUCAAGUUUUAAGGCAAACAUGGAAUAAAAAACUAUAUGGCAUAUCAAAUAGCAAUCGUAAUUUAUUAUCUUUAGUUAUCUUUUCAUUGAUUUUUGGAUUCAAUUUCAUAUUUUGA